This is a messenger RNA of Contarinia nasturtii (swede midge), 8420 nucleotides long. It is a transcript of the gene cno, whose product is annotated as afadin. The transcript has 25 exons. Gene Ontology annotation, molecular function: cell adhesion molecule binding. Gene Ontology annotation, biological process: regulation of protein localization; signal transduction. Gene Ontology annotation, cellular component: adherens junction. Bases 401 to 6487 code for a protein of 2028 amino acids. NCBI's taxonomy places the organism in Eukaryota, Metazoa, Arthropoda, Insecta, Diptera, Cecidomyiidae. The record is from RefSeq and is a predicted model, not a curated record.
UUAGUUGCUUGAUGAAAUUCAAAGCGUGAAUAACGAUAUUUCUGGAUGUCGCUGCAGCUACGAUAUUCGACAUUUGUUUGCAAUACACAAGAACUAAACAAACACAACAACAAGUUAAAAUACAUUCAUCUAAAGUGUUUGAGAAUUAAAAGGAAAAAAAAACAAAUAACCGAAAAUAUCCGAUAAAGAUGAAGGAGUUAAAAUAAUAAUAAAAAAAGAGAUAGAUAAUAAUUGUAAAAGAGAUGAACUGAGUGGAUUUCAACAAGAAAAAUAGUUCCAAAAUCACAUUGAAAAUUCCAUGUACAUACACUGACAUAUACAGCAAAACAUAUUUACAUACCAACAGAGUUGCGCACACAUAUAUAACACACUUGCAACGUCAGAUUGGCGACUUCGCACAAUGACAUCGACCGAAAAACGAGUGGCGGAGCGUGAAGCUCUGCGCUCGGUCAUACAACAAUGGAAUGCAAAUCGAUUAGACUUAUUUGAAUUAUCAGAACCAGAUGAGAAUUUACAGUUUCAUGGUGUGAUGCGAUUUUAUUUCCAAGACCGUGGUCAAAAAGUGGCGACAAAAUGCAUUCGUGUUGCAUCCGAUGCAACUGUAACGGAUGUUAUUGAAACACUGAUUGAAAAAUUUCGGCCGGACAUGCGAAUGUUGUCGGUGCCAAGCUAUGCCCUGUAUGAGGUUCAUUCGAAUGGUGAAGAGCGAAAAUUGAAUGCGGAUGAAAAACCGUUACUGGUACAAUUGAAUUGGCACAUUGAUGAUCGUGAAGGUCGUUUUUUGUUGCGAAAUACCGAUCAAAAGGGUGCAUCAAUUGUUGAAAGCGCCGAUCUAAAUUUCAAACGAAAAUUAUCGAAACGAGAGAAAAAGGAACAAAAGAAAAAAGAAAAACUAGCAAAAAUGAAUUCAAAUCCAGGCGGCAACAUUGAAAAUAAUCAUGUGGCCGAAAAAUUGUAUACAGAAUUGCCGGAAACAUCAUUCACACGAUCAAUAUCGAAUCCAGAAGCGGUGAUGCGACGACGACGACAACAAAUACUUGAAAAGAAACUACAACAGUUUCGAUCGAAAGACGGUGGACCCGAUACAGGCGGAACAUUGAAAAUUUAUGGAGAGAGCUUGUGCCGUGAUGUGCCUUACAAAACAUUAUUGCUAUCGAUACGAGAUUGUGCACAAGCUGUUGUCAGAGAAAUGCUAUCAAAAUACGGUUUGGAUAAAGCCGAUCCAUUGCACUAUUGUCUCGUACAAGUCAACAGCGACGGAACCGAAUAUAUUUUAGACGAUGAUGAAUGUCCACUAUCCAUACUUAUGAAUCAUCCGACAUCCAGAGGGUCCAUCAUGUUUCAUGUGCGACGUCGACCAGCUGAUUCGCAACCACGACGACGAAAGAAAAAACCGCUUGGCGUAUCGAAUGGUGGCAACAGUGUGGCAAACGAUAGGGAAGGUCCCGUUCUAGUGGAAAUCACACAUAGCGGCGAAGGUGGACGACACGUUAAACUCACCACCGAACCGAUUGAAGUUGGCUCAGCAAAUACAAAUCAGCUGCAAUUAUUCGGUCCAUCGAUUCAACCGAGACAUUGUUUGAUAUCGUUGUUGGAAGGGGUUUGCACGGUAACACCACUUCAUGCUGAUGCGCUCACAUUUGUCAACGGCCAUCACAUUCAGCAACCAACAAUCUUACACAAUGGAUCGGUGGUAAUGUUUGGACGGGUGGCUUCCUACAAAUUUGUUGAUUCACCGUCGGACGGACGUUAUAAUCUGGUACUAUCACAAUCUCAAUUGGAUUCAGCAUGUUUAUACGAAAGUCGCUCACCAACAUCCCCAUCGUGGCACGACGAUGAACCCACAUCGACUAUUGGAAAAGAAUCCGGCGAAGAUCCAAAUAAAUCGGCUUCAACGGCAAGAGCGCUAGCAGCAAUGGCCACCGAUGAUUUACAAAAAUCACAAGAACUGGGAAAGGAACAAUCACAACAAUUAUCGCCACCAUCAAUGAAUGAUUAUGAUCCAUCCGAUAAUAAAUCGGAAACCGAAACGAAAUCAUUGUCUAGCGUUAAAUCGAACGGAUCGAAUCCAGAUUUGAGAUCGAAAAAACAAGCGACCAAUUUGGAUAUGAGUGGCGCUGGUCAAGAGCCCAUUUUACCGGCUGUACUCGAAUUUCCUGAGACACACCAAGAAUCAUUUUUACAUCAAUGUAUAGUCGAUUUGGAUGUGAAUAUUCCAAAUUUUAAAUUGGCACCAGUGUAUACGCUCUAUUUAUGCGCAAGAUAUCGCGCUUCAACGCAUUAUCGACCAGAUUUGCAGCCAACGGAACGAGCACAUAAAUUGACCGUGUUUUUACAUCAUGUGGCCAAUUUAAUUUUGGGUGUGGUACAAGAACGCAAUCAAGAUCCACGUGUUUUAUCAUUUUGGAUGGCUAACAGUUCGGAAUUCUAUCACUUUCUAAAAUCCGAUCGACACAUAUCCGCAUUCAGUGUACAAGCACAAGAAGUUUUAACUGAAAGCGUUCAAAUUGCUUUCAAUCAUUUGGUGAAUUGCUUUCGUCUUGAAUUGUCACAAACAUUGAAUCAAUUUCUAUCGGAAAAUAUCGAUCAUGAAUCAGCCGCCGGGCUUGUGUUGACCGUUUUAAGUUCGGCAAUGGCAUUGUUGAGACGCAGCCGUGUUAAUGCCGCUUUAACUAUUCAACUUUUCUCGCAGCUAUUCCAUUAUAUCAAUGCAAUUUGUUUCAAUACGGUCGUGACAAACCCGCACAUGUGCAUUGAAUCAUGGGGAAAGGUUAUUAGAGAACGUCUUGAUAUACUUGAAUCAUGGGCCCAUAAACAAGGAUUAGAACUAGCUGCUGAGUGCCAUUUAGCCAAAAUUAAUCAAUGUGCCGAUUUCUUACAGGCGGCCAAAACUAGCGAGGAAGAUGUCCAAAAAUUGGCAUGUUCUUGUUUCCGUUUGAAUUCAUUGCAAAUGGCUGCACUGCUAUCACAAGAAAAAAUACCGAGAAAUUUAAUCGAUACAGCUAUUAGAAUGGCCGAGUCCGUUGCUGACGAACUCACCCGGGGCGACGACAGAGAGGUGUGUCUUGAAGAAUCACUUGAAUUGCCGUUGGCACUUUUGAUUCCGGACGAUGGAUUCAGUUCAGAUGUGGUGCGUGGCAUCCCAGCUGGCUUAGUUGAUUUCUUGGCACCAUUACAAGGAGCAGGCAUGUGUCGACUCUCUUUUCAACCUACAAGCAUUGGCCUUUGGACCGUUUACAUGCAUCAGUAUAAUCAAACGAGAUCAUCUAGUGUAAUGUCAACAAAACUACCGCAACCUGAAGUGCAAGUGAUAAAAUUACACAAAAAUGCGAAUGGAAUGGGAUUAUCAAUUGUAGCGGCAAAAGGAGCCGGUCAAGAACGCUUGGGAAUUUAUAUUAAAUCAGUAGUUCCUGGCGGCGCAGCUGAUGCCGAUGGUCGUCUACAAGCAGGCGAUCAACUUUUAAAGGUUGAUGGCCAAAGUUUAAUUGGAAUAACACAAGAGCGUGCAGCCGAUUAUCUUGUACGCACCGGACCUGUUGUUAUUCUCGAAGUGGCCAAACAAGGAGCCAUCUAUCAUGGUUUAGCUAUGCUUCUGCAACAGCCCAGUCCAAUCAUACAAAGAGAUAAUCGUCGAAUGUCAGAACGAGAUCCAAAAGCAAUGAUGGCGCAUGUACAACAAUUACCCAACAGUAAAUCAGUACCAGCUUUGCAUCACGUUGGCAACAGCGGUAUUGUCAACAAUAAAUCUAGGAGUAUACACAAUUUAACUGGAAGCACAGAUCAAAGCUUUUAUCAAAAUCUAAGUGUUUACAGAGCGCAAAAUCAAAGUCAACCGAAUUUGGGAGAUCGCUCACAAAUCCCUUCUCAAUCGACAAUAAUUUCAUCCACAAAUUCUACAACGAUACCAUCUAAUCAACAACUCUUAAGCCGUCCAGCUUCAGCCUAUUUCAACACAAAUAACAAAAGUAAUAAUACAUUGCCUUCGCAGAUGUCCGGUCAUUACGUGCUACCAUCGAACAAUAAUAUCGGCGGAAAUAAUCUACUCACAAAUCAAUCAUCAUCACAUACAAUGAACAAUCGGCCGAUGAAUGCAUUCAUGCGUGACACACAAAAUCAACAAAGUCUACGAAUGAAUCCAAUGAUGGCACCAUCAAUGCCGAACAUUGCACAUUCCAGUGGUUAUUCAUCGAAUAUGACAGCCAGUCAAAGUAUGCAAAAUGUCAAUAUGAUUCAUCCAAAUUAUUAUAUGCAGCCGAUGCAACAACAACAACAGCAGCAGCAACAACAACAACAACAACAACAACAACAACAAAAUCCAAAUCAAAUGAUGAACGCAACAUUUACAAACGGCUACAACGCAGAUAUGCCGAAAAUCCAAGAGAAUGCACAAACAUUGGAUAUGGCCGAAUUGGCGCGCAGACGCCAACAACGUCAACAAGAUAUGGUGCCAAUGUAUGCAUUGGAUGUAAAUGUUCAUAAUUCACAGAAUUCAAUGCCGAAUCUAUCGAGCGGUUCAAUGCUAUUGUCGCCCGGAUCAAAUCCAAAUGACAUGAUGAACAAUUUCCGAGCAAAUGCAACACUAACCAAGGGACAUUCAUCACAAUCUGGCAUCAAUUACAUGACCAAACAACUUCCACCAACUGCACCCAAACCACAGAUGAAUCGACAACCACAGCAUACUAAUGAUUUAUCACCUCCAUUGCCACCAUCGGCAACGCAUCCUCUAUUCAAAAAUGCCAACGAUCAGUCAAGAAUCACCAGUUCGCCAAGUAUAGGUUAUCAAUCAGCCUAUUAUCCACCAACGUCACAAGUAUUACCGAAAAGUUUUAUUGGAACAACAACGAUGAGUCCAUGGGAGAGAGAAGAGCGUGAAAAAGAAAUUGAAUUGCGACGUGAACAGGCUCGACAAUGGCGUGAACAUCACAUCAUCGAGCUAUCAAAUUUACCACACCGCACACCACAACAGGAGGAACAAUUAAAAACUAUAAUUCUUGAACGUGAUUUUGAGCGUCUAGCCCAAGAGCAAGGCGAUUUAGAAGAAGACAACGAUACAAAUUAUGGCAAAGAGAAUAUGCAAGAAGUAAUUCGACUUGCACCAAAUUCGAAUCAAUUAUCAACGCCGGUGAUGAAUAUGAAACAGGUGGAUGUUAAGACCAAUGUUGUUCCACAAAAUGUUGCGUAUGCCGGUUCGAAUGCCAAUAAUGAUAGUAUGCAAGGUCUGAAUGAUGGUUUACUGCAACAGCAACAGCAGCAUCAGCAGCAGCAACAACAACAACAUCAUCAUCAACAACAACAACAACAACAACAACAACAACAACUUCACCAACAGCAUCUAUCAGGCAGCACACAAGUUCAACAACCAAAGAGCAUUUUAAAGCAUAAUAAUGCCCGUAUCGAACGAACAAGCAACAGCAAUCCAUCAUCGCCAUCAAAACAGGCAAAGUCCACAACAUUUGCCGAUGAUCGUCAAAAUAAUGCCGAUGCGUCCAUGUCAAGUGUGGUACGCGAUUUAAACAGUAUGAGCUUUAAUGAAUCAACCACCUCAACAUCCAGCUACCAAAUCAAAGAAAUAAGCGAAAUGAACAUCGAUUCGCUGAAUAAUAGCAUACAUAAUCCACCGCCGCCGCCCGAACGAAAUUCAUCAUAUGUUGUGAUGUCACAAAAACAACAAAAUUUGCGAAACAAUAACCUCACCACAACAACGCUAACCAAUCAAAGUGUUAAAAAAACGACCACGUCAACACUAACCACCACAUUAAGCAAUGAUCAAUUGUCAUCGUCGCCAUCAUCAUCGUCAGCAGCUUUUGGACAAUUUAUGAUAUCGAAUAAAAAAACCAUUACAAAAACAAAUAACAAUAGCAUGAAUGUGAGCAACGAUAGUUUGAACAAUAAUAACGAUAGCAACAACAAUAGCACGAAUAAUGGCAAUACUAGCAUUUCGAACGUAAAUAACAACAUCAGCAACAGUAAUACGAAUGCAAAUCAUAGUGUAUUAAGUAGUAAUAAUUUGACGUCACCGAUGCCAACCAACGUUUCAAACGCAUCGCUUGCCUCGAUGAUGGCAGCAGCAGCACGGGACAAUAAACGCGUCUCAUUCCAUGACGAUGAAAACAAUUUGAUCAUGGGACAAUCGAGUGGUGAUCUAGCUGAAUUGAGCAUUGUACGAGAAGAUCCAAAUCGAUUUAUUCAAGAAACAUCAGCAAUGCUUCAGACACCAACCACACCCGAAGGUGAAUCAUGGAAUGCAGUUGUACAACAGACACCAGGUGUAAUUGGCGCACAAGAAGUAUACAGAGAUCCAUUGACGCGUCGAUUGCAAGAGAAGCAACAACAACAAGAGAAGCAAAAAACUGGCGAUGGUGUUCCAGAAAAGUUGUCGUUUAAAGAGAAAAUGAAAAUGUUUGCACUGGAAUCGGGUGAAAAUCAGACGCCAAAGGACAAAUUGAAAAUAUCACGUGCUCAAAGGGAUAUUGAUGCCGUACAUUAGACAAAGACACGCAUAAAUUAUGCAGCAUUAUGCCAGAGCAAAACUACUAUUUCAUCAUCAUAAAUAAUUUCUUUUAUUCAACAAACAAAUUGUACACGCAUGUGAAUUGUAAUAAUGUGACGAAAUGAAUUUACUGUGUCUCGAUUAUAAUAUCUCGUUCGACAUUUAUCCACCCCCUCCCCAAAAUGGACCAUUUAUUACAAAUAUAUAUAUAUACACAUAAUAGGUUGCGUAUUUUUUAGACUUUAAACACUUUCCAAUUCAAUAAAUUUAUUAAACGUUAGAUGAAAAGUAAAGAAAAAGCAUAACUAAAACGAAAGGUGACCUUUGAAGUGAAGCAAAUUAAAAUUAAAAACAAAUUAUAAACGUAAAAAAUUAGUAACAAUAUGAAGAUCUAUUUAACAAAAAAAAAGAACAAAUCACUUAUGACAAAAAUUAUUAAAUGUGUUUUAGAGUAGUAUACAGUAUAUUGCACAAGAGAUUAAAAGUUUUGAAAUUAAAAUCAUCUUAAUAUAUUAAUCAGGAAUUCCUGUUUCACAACAAAAAAAAAAAAUUAAGAAAAAAAUAUUGAAAAAUAUUCAGAGUAUUUUUUUAAAUUGUUUAAAAAUGGAAUACAUGUAAAAUCAUAUCUAUAAAUGAAAACAAUUGUAACACACCGACUACCUUUGAAAAAUCCAAGCACACAUAAAUGCAUAAACUUUAUAAAAUUCUAAUAAAAUAUACAAGAGAGAAUGAAACUCAAUUUUAAAUGUGAACAAUUAAAGCGAUGAUGAUAACAAAUGAAAAUCAAAAUAUUCUCUAUAUUUGUUGAGUUACAGUUUUUUGUUUUUUUUUUUUCUACCCCAAUCAAAUUCUUAUUGAACAAAAAGCCCAAAAUUUUAGUUAUUGUUUUGUGCAAAAUUUAAAAUUCGUUUUUAUUUUUAGUUUCACUGAAAAAAUGUUAAAACGUAUGUCAAAUUUUACCAAAAAAAAAAAUUGAAAGGAAGAAAGAAAAGUAGGUGCGUGCGCACAUGCACGACUAUACUGUAGAUAAAUUGAAUUAUUUAAACGUUAGCCGCCCUUGUCUUUUUGAAUUAAUAUUGUCACUCAUUAUCUGAAUAUUUUAACGUUUUAAGAGAGGAAAUGAGAGGGACAGAGAAAAAAAGAACAAUUGAAUAGUGAUAUGGCAUGAAUUAUUUUAAAGAUGAUAUGGGCAAGAAUAAGGAUUUGACAUUUCUAAUGGGAACACAAUUUAUAUGAAUAAAUAAUAUAAUUGAAUAAAACAAAUUAGAGUAUAUAUAUAAUAUAUAAUUGUAUAUGCUCACUUCAGAGACUCAACAUAGGAUACAAAUUAUUUUGACUACAACAUCCAUAUGUGUAAAUUUGGAUUUGAAUUUAGUAAAUUUGUAUGGUAUGUUAAUGCUCCAAAGUGGCCCAGUAGCUUGAUUUCUAUUUUAAAAAUUGAAAACAAAAAGCAAAAAUCAUCAUAUAACAAAUAUAUCAUUCGUAUUAUAAGCAUUUAGAAAUUAAAAGAACAGAUAAAAUGUGAAAUGCAAAAGAUUUUUUUUUUUUUUUCAAAUAUUAUUAUUAUAAUAAUUAUUUGGUGAAAACGAAAGGGAAAAAACGGCAAAAAGAACUAUGAAUGUUCAAGAAAUUUAGUACCGGCAAGAGAAAUAAAUAUGGACAACGAUUGUGCGCAACAAAUCAUUAAAUAAAUUGCGCAUUUUGAAUAAUCAAGCCAUAGCCGUUUGCCACACAUUCAUGUGUUUUAAUAUGUUUACCAUCCCGUCUUUGAUAUGUGAAUAUUGAACUUAUUAAAGAGUGAAACAUCGUUAAAUUCCAAUCAAGAAAACGUAAAGCAUUUAGCAUUCAACAUAAACUUGUUUCGUUUUCUAAACAUGUAUACAGAUAGUAUAUAUAUAUAUAAAUAUAUAUUUUUAAUUUUUUGAAAUAA